This is a messenger RNA of Pochonia chlamydosporia 170, 1593 nucleotides long. RefSeq names its product dimethylaniline monooxygenase. The record is from RefSeq and is a predicted model, not a curated record. Gene Ontology annotation, molecular function: N,N-dimethylaniline monooxygenase activity; flavin adenine dinucleotide binding; NADP binding. The coding region runs from base 1 to 1593 and encodes 530 amino acids. The transcript is spliced from 5 exons. Lineage: Eukaryota; Fungi; Ascomycota; Sordariomycetes; Hypocreales; Clavicipitaceae.
AUGGCCGGCGCGACCGUGGCCGUCAUAGGAGCUGGACCGUCUGGGCUGUCCAUGCUCAAAGCACUGCGAGAUGACGGGUUCAAGGUCACCGUGUAUGAGCGUCGUGAUAGAGUCGGAGGGCUAUGGGCGUACUCCGACAAUCUCAACUACACAACAGCACUUCCUUGCACCUCAGCGAACAUAAGCAAGUUCACCUGCGGAUACUCCGAUUAUCCUAUGCCUGACCGUUUCCCGACAUUCAUGAAGCCUGAGCAAUUUCAGGACUUUAUGCAAGAAUACUCGUCUCAUUUCGACCUCCUGAAAGACAUUGUCUUUAAUGCAAAUGUGAAAAGGGUAUGCAGAAAUCCAGACGACACGAGGUGGAGGAUCGAAAUCGAAGUUGCUGGCACGAUCGAAGUCUUGGAGUUUGACAAAGUUGCAUUUUGCCACGGCUACCAGACAGCAGCAAAUAUUCCCAAAUUUGAAGGGCAAGACAAGUUCAAAGGCACAAUUCUGCACAGCCAGCAGUAUCGCAGCCCAGAAGCAUUCAAAGGGAAGAGGGUUGUAGUGCUGGGUCUGACUAGUACGUCCGGAGACAUUGUCCCAGAUCUAUUGCCUCACGCAUCCAAAAUCUGGGUUGCUCAUCGCCGAGGGGCCUUGCCCGUUCGUCGGUACCGCAAUGGCGUACCGGCAGACCUCGUCAUCACUUGGCGUCGCCGACAAGUUACCCAAGCUUUGCAAAAGCAUGUACCAGGACUCGCCCGUUGGCUAGGCGACUUUGCAAUUAAAUGGUUUACCCGGCGCAUUUUCGGCGAGCUCGAUCCAUCAUUGGGCUUGGAGCCUUUUCCGUCUCUGAGUCUUGUUCUCCCAGGAACGUGGGAGACUGUUUACGAUCUUCUGAAAGACGGGAAAGUCGAGUCGCUUCCUGGUAUCAAACAAUUCUUGGGCCCAAACUCGAUCGAGUUCGCCAACGAGCAAGUCAUUGAUAAUAUUGAUGCCGUGAUACUAUGUACGGGAUAUAUGGCGGACUGGAAAUCGGCUCCGUUCGUUGAGACGAGCAAACCAACAGCGCACAACUACAAGGGGCCCGAGAUUCGAAGGUUAUACAUGAAUCUCUUCCCGCCCGCCUAUGCCGACUCAUGUGUCAUGCUCUGCUACUCUGCAUAUGGCAAGAACAAUGGGUUCUCGUUUGCUGACGUUACCUCAAUGGCCAUUAGCAACGCCUGGCGUGGUGUAGAGAAACUACCGUCAAGACGAGAUAUGGAGAGUUGGAUCGACAGGCAUCAAGAAUGGAUCGCGGGAAGGUGGGCAUUAGAUCCCACAACCAGCGUAGGGGCCGUCAAGCAAUGGGAGUUUCAGGGUUGGCUGCACAAGGCUGCUGGAACUGGCAUGGAGAAUCUGGGUUGGGGUUGGAAAGGAUGGCAGUUCUGGUUCAAAGACCGAAAGAUGUAUAAUCUGAUGAACCACGGCGUCGAGACGGCUCACGCAUUUCGGUACUUUGAAACUGGUAAGCGGAAGACGUGGGACGGUGCGAGAGAAGAGAUCAUUCACCAAAAUGAACUGGUCAAGAUAUUCCCGAUCAAGGACAAAAGUAGCGAUCCAGAUAAGAACUAA